Jaminaea rosea is the source of this 1173-nucleotide messenger RNA. RefSeq names its product signal recognition particle, SRP19 subunit. The transcript is spliced from 3 exons. Gene Ontology annotation, biological process: SRP-dependent cotranslational protein targeting to membrane, signal sequence recognition; SRP-dependent cotranslational protein targeting to membrane. Gene Ontology annotation, molecular function: 7S RNA binding. Gene Ontology annotation, cellular component: signal recognition particle, endoplasmic reticulum targeting. NCBI's taxonomy places the organism in Eukaryota, Fungi, Basidiomycota, Exobasidiomycetes, Microstromatales. The record is from RefSeq and is a predicted model, not a curated record. Bases 45 to 1016 code for a protein of 323 amino acids.
CUCUCUCUCUCUGUGACCAUCACUACUUGCACAGCAACAUCAAGAUGCCGCCCAAAGCAGCCAUCGUUGAUGACUUCGAUGAUGACACAGAUUUCGCCCUCCCCACUCCACCGCCCUCAACCGGAGGAGCAGGAGCAGCAGGAGGCCCACAGAUGCCCGCAGGCAUGCCUCAAAUGAGCCCCGAGCAGAUGCAAGCAUUCCAACAGAUGAUGAUGGGCGGUAACAAUGGCGGCGCAGGCAGCAGCAUGGGCGGCGCCUCUGCCCCACGCGGCACGAGCAAUGCUCCACCAGAGUCGAAGCGCUGGAUCACCCUCUACCCCAUCUACUUCGACGCAAAACGCAGUCACAAGGCAGGUGAACGUCGUGUCCCCUGGUCUCUCUCCAGUCUUGCUCCCCAGUCGAUCCACAUCGCUCGCGCCAUUGAGCAGUUGCGCGGGCUGCGUUUCACCCACGAGCCUGGCAAGACGCACCCUCGUGAUUGGGAGAACCCGGGAAGGGUCAAGGUGGAACUCUUCAAGGAUGAAGAGGGCACGGAGGUAGUUGAUCAGAAGCUCAGUAACAGGAAACAGCUCCUUCUGGCGGUAGCGCCGCUUGUGCAGCAAAUUGCGGCCAAAGGGUCUGGGGGAGGAGCGGGGAAGCCGCCCACCGACGUGCCGAGAAGAGAGAAGGCCAAGAGGAAAGGGGAGAAGAAGCACGAGAAGAAAAAGGCAGCAGCAGCAGCAGCUGCUGCCGCAGCUGGUCAGGAGAACAAGACUGCCGCAACGAGCAGCAAGGGCAAGGCUACGGCAGGCAAGAAGCAGUCAGUCAAUUCGUCCACCGCUGCUGCGCCUUCCACCUCUCAGCAACAGCACAAGCCCCGCCUCGGCCGUCGCCUCCCCUCAGCAGGCAGCUCAGCCCGCUCCUCACGCGUCUUCCGCGAAAAGGCCCUUCGUCCGCACCUUCCUCCCGCGCACGUCCGUCUGCCCCCACACUCGCCAGAAUGGGCAGGCGAGGCAGAAAGAGGGUCGUGCGUGUAGGGCGUUAAUGACGAAGAGCGGCCGCAGGCGAAGCUGGCCAGCCAUGAAGGAGGAAUCGAAUCAAGUCUUUGCAUUGAAGAGGAUCAGAAGCGGUCGGCGACGGCACUGUUUGUUUCGUCUCCUUUCGUCAUCCGUGGGACCCCCGCAUCCUGUCUGC